AUGAGUGAAAAGGAUGCCGUGCUUUACGCCUACGAGGCGCGGUUAGAACGGGCGGAGCGGGGAAGCCUUGGUGCGUUGGAGUCACAGUGUCGGGCGGAGAUUCGGGCCAGUGAACUCUCUAAGGAGCGGGAUGUGUAUCUGCGGGCACUCAAGGAAUUGUUUGCUCGAAAUGAAGAGCUCGGAAAAUGUGUAGAGAAAAAAGUUUCCUCUUCUCAAAGUAUGAGCGAAGGUUCAGUGCACACUCCGGAGCUGUCUCCUGAACUGUGCGAGAAGGACACAGGGACAGAACUCCGCCAUUCGGAGAAGUAUGAGUCUCUGGUGAGUCUUCUCCAAAUUCGCCUUGCAAACAGCGAGGUGUGGAUGAACAUGAAAAGUCUGCUCGUUAAUUGGAUGGCGUUUGUGCUUAAAAAGAAGAUUACUGCACCGCAGAUGGGUAAGAUACGGCACUUCUCCAGUCAAGCAUUUACAUCCUUAACAAGUGAAGCCCUGGAAGGAGACGACAAGGAUGUUUUUUUGAUGAAUAAAGAGGAGGAAGAAGAGACGGGGAUAAGAAGAGAAGUGGAAAUCGUCGAAGAACCGAAUGCGGAGCUAAAGGCGACGGAAACCGCAUCGGAAGAACAAAAACAAGAGACUGAAAGAGAGGAAAAUGCACAGAAAAAUGAAGGGCGUGAGAUGUCUAAAGUGGUUAAGGCUCUCGAGCAGCAUCUGGCACUGGAGCCACUGGAGAAAAUAUAUGCUACGACCAAACAGUCGUCCCGCUCAAAUCUGCAUGUUUGCACGAGUGAUUUAGAUUCUUUAUCUCUAGCAAAGAAAAGCUCAAACCCCGUGAUCUCCCAAGGUACGGCCGAUCCUUGUUUGGCGCAAGAGGAACCAAUUUCAAGCGGUGUAAGCAUAGCCGAUAAGAAGGAAAAGAAAGAAGAAGUAGAAGAUGCGGAGGAAGCUCUCUCGAGUGCUGUUGAGAGUCUUAAUUCGCUCCAAGACGGAUCGGAGGCGAGUGCUAUUAUUGCAACACUUCUUUCUUUGCAUCGCCAAGGGGUGGGGGUGUGGCGUCGCAGAGCGUUUCUGGUAGAGCAGCAGAUGGAGGAAUGGGGAGCAAAAGUCUCCACUCUAUCAGGUUUGCUUCAGCAACAGAUGCUUCCCUAUUUGUUCGUACUGUACGAAGUUUAUACCACAGCCGUGACAGAUAAAAUUAACAUUUUCCUUGAAGAAAACUUCUGCUUAAUGAAUUGUGCCUCCGAUAAAAUGUGCGGGGCAUAUGAGCGCUCUGUUAUGGAAAGCAGUUUUUUUAUCAUGUUGAGGUACUGGGGUAAAUGGCGACUUCACCUUGAGGCUUCCCGAUUGGUUAUGUUGAGGGAAAAGGCGACCCGAACGGUGUCUUCCAUGGCGGAGCAACAUGAGCAGCUGAAGGCCAUCGCCCAACGUGCAAUGAUGCGAAUAAGGGAUUUUGAGGGGCCUUCGGGUCGCAAUGAAGGCGAUGUUGCGGAGAUGUAG
This is a messenger RNA of Trypanosoma cruzi, 1491 nucleotides long. RefSeq lists its product as uncharacterized. NCBI's taxonomy places the organism in Eukaryota, Euglenozoa, Kinetoplastea, Trypanosomatida, Trypanosomatidae. Bases 1 to 1491 code for a protein of 496 amino acids. The transcript has a single exon. The record is from RefSeq and is a predicted model, not a curated record.